Messenger RNA from Colletotrichum truncatum, 591 nucleotides. RefSeq lists its product as uncharacterized. NCBI's taxonomy places the organism in Eukaryota, Fungi, Ascomycota, Sordariomycetes, Glomerellales, Glomerellaceae. The record is from RefSeq and is a predicted model, not a curated record.
AUGUCCUCCAGCGCAAUUCACGGAGCAAAUGAGGUCCCCAUCGAGAUCCUCCGUAUAAACAAACAAUUCGCUGGGGCGCAAACGACAGUUGACCGCAUUGACCCCCGUACCGGCUACGCGACACCGAUCUAUGUCCUCCACACUGACGACAAAACUAUUGCCGUCCUUUACGCCAAUCCUAGCUCACAGGUUUCUCCAAAUCAAGCCUUCGGAACGGCGAAACGGCAUAGCUUCUCAUCCAAAAUCGAUGUUGUGUUCCGCGGUGUGCCACUAAAGAUGAAAGGGAACAUGGCGAGCUCGGGACACAAGUUCGAAUACAGAGGCAUGAGCUACAGCUGGACGAAGUCGGUGAUCACAAGGUCAACUAGCACACUUCAUCUCAAGGAUUCGAGAGGGACGCUGCUGGUCACGUGGAAGAAACACCCCGACGGCAGGUUCAGCUCAUCGGAGACCGGGCCGACGUUUGAGGUGUAUGUGCCUCCGCAGAGUAUCGACAUUGAUAUGGUGGUUGUCACGGGGUUGGCGUCUAUUCAUUACUGGACUAGGAGAACAGAUACACUCGAUCUUUUGGAAGCAAUCUUUGGGGCUUAG